UUGAUUGAAUGUCAGAAACAAUGCGAAAUUGCGGAACAUACUUUAGUACAAGAUAUGGAUGUAAGGUGGAACAGCACGUACUUGAUGUUACACAGACUGUUAGAGCAGAAGAAUGCAGUCAACUUGUACAGUAUCGAAUAUGGAAAAGUUGAUACUCUUUCCUCUAAUGAAUGGGAUAUCAUAAAAAAUCUCACAACUGCUUUGAAGUUCUUUUAUGAGGCCACUCUUGAUUUAUCGUUUGAUGACGCAUCCAUAUCAAUAGUAAUACCUCUGAUAUCAUUAUUAACCCGUACACUGCAAGUUCGAUCCGAAAACGAAAAUGAGAUAAUGAUCAAUAUGAAAAACUCACUGUAUGACUCUCUGAAUACCAGAUUCUCUUAUAUAAAAAGGCAAACUUCAUUGAUGGCUGCAACAAUUCUUAACCCGAGGUUUAAAUCAAAACACCUCAAUUCCGAUGAAUUGGAUCUUGCAAUGUCGGAAAUAAUAUCUUUUUUGACGGAUUAUAACAACAAUUCCGCACUAUUCAGAGGCACAGAUAAUGUCUCCUUAAUGUCUACAGCCCCUUUCGUAUUGUCAACCUCCACCUCCAACAUACAGCAAGAUAAAGAGGGUCUUUGGGAUUCACAUGAUAACACUCCUAAUCAAAUGGAGUCAGCUGGAUCUGAAGAUCAAAAAACUGUUCUGAAAGAAAAAUCUCAAAAUAAUUUGUCGGAGCCAUUACGAGUAUUGCAACGGAAUGCCGAUAUAUAUUGUUAUUGGAACAGCAGUCCCUAUCUAACUCUGAGAAAAGCGGUUUUAAAGUAUCUUUCUGCUUCACCUACUAGUGUACCAAGCAAGCAACUGUUCAGUGCUGCUGGACAAAUUUACACAGAUCGUCGAAAUAACCUACUUGGUGAAAAAGUUGAAAAACUACUUUUAUCUGUAUACAAUAUCAGAGUUUUUAGUUAUGAAUACUGA
This is a messenger RNA of Parnassius mnemosyne (clouded apollo), 957 nucleotides long. The record is from the annotation of a GenBank genome assembly. NCBI's taxonomy places the organism in Eukaryota, Metazoa, Arthropoda, Insecta, Lepidoptera, Papilionidae.